This is a messenger RNA of Triplophysa dalaica, 7195 nucleotides long. It is a transcript of the gene kcnh1a, whose product is annotated as potassium voltage-gated channel, subfamily H (eag-related), member 1a. The transcript has 12 exons. The coding region runs from base 128 to 3034 and encodes 968 amino acids. Lineage: Eukaryota; Metazoa; Chordata; Actinopteri; Cypriniformes; Nemacheilidae. Gene Ontology annotation, biological process: potassium ion transmembrane transport; regulation of membrane potential. Gene Ontology annotation, cellular component: membrane. The record is from RefSeq and is a predicted model, not a curated record. Gene Ontology annotation, molecular function: delayed rectifier potassium channel activity.
CGGGAGCCCCGGGUCCACACAUCACUGGAUGCGGUAGCGGUAUGUGGACAACAGACACACCUGAGACGUUUGCGGGUACUUCAUGCUGACCGGUCCGGGCUCUCGCUGGAGUGCAUGACCCGCCGUGAUGGCCGGGGGACGAAGAGGACUAGUGGCUCCACAAAACACUUUUUUGGAAAACAUUGUCCGCCGGUCUAACGUUUGGACAUUAUCACAUAGACACACAGACACAAACUUUGUGCUGGGGAACGCUCAGAUCGUAGACUGGCCCAUCGUUUACAGCAAUGAUGGCUUUUGUAAGCUGUCCGGCUACCAUCGCGCAGAGGUCAUGCAGAAGAGCAGCACUUGCAGCUUUAUGUACGGAGAACUCACGGAUAAAGAUACGAGUGAGAAAGUUCAGCUGACUUUCGAGAACUAUGAGAUGAAUUCGUUUGAAAUCUUGAUGUACAAGAAAAACCGAACACCUGUAUGGUUUUUUGUAAAAAUUGCACCUAUUCGGAACGAACAAGAGAAGGUCGUACUCUUCCUGUGUACAUUUAGUGACAUAACCGCAUUCAAACAGCCCAUCGAGGACGACUCUUCAAAAGGCUGGGGGAAGUUUGCCCGCUUGACCAGGGCCCUAACAAGCAGUAGAGGGGUCUUACAGCAACUGCAGCCCACGGUACACAAAGGAGAGAAUGUGCACAAACACUCGCGCCUUGCAGAGGUUCUUCAGCUGGGCUCAGAUAUUCUCCCUCAGUACAAACAAGAGACGCCCAAGACCCCCCCUCACAUCAUCCUGCACUACUGUGCCUUUAAGACCACCUGGGACUGGGUCAUCCUCAUUCUCACCUUCUACACCGCCAUCAUGGUCCCCUACAACGUCUCGUUCAAAACCAAGCAGAACAACGUCACCUGGCUGGUUGUGGACAGCAUUGUGGAUGUAAUCUUUUUAGUAGACAUUGUGCUGAAUUUUCAUACCACUUUCGUGGGCCCGGCCGGGGAAGUGAUAUCAGACCCGAAACUCAUUCGUAUGAAUUACUUGAAAACCUGGUUUGUGAUUGACCUGUUGUCUUGUCUGCCUUAUGAUGUCAUCAACGCCUUCGAGAAUGUGGAUGAGGGUAUCAGUAGUUUAUUUAGUUCGCUGAAGGUGGUCCGGCUGUUGCGUCUGGGCCGGGUGGCUCGUAAACUAGAUCACUACAUUGAAUAUGGUGCGGCUGUCCUGGUUCUUCUGGUUUGUGUGUUUGGGCUGGCCGCCCAUUGGCUGGCCUGCAUAUGGUACAGCAUUGGAGACUAUGAGGUUAUUGAUGAGGAUCAUAACACAGUACGUACAGACAGCUGGCUUUACAUGCUCGGCGAGUCCAUGGGGAUGCCCUACCGGUUUAAUUUCAGCGGGACAGGAAGAUGGGAAGGCGGACCCACGAAAGAUUCGGUCUACAUCACAUCUCUGUACUUCACCAUGACCAGCCUUACCAGUAUUGGCUUUGGAAACAUCGCCCCAACCACAGAUGGAGAGAAGAUCUUUGCGGUGGCCAUGAUGAUGAUUGGGUCUCUCCUCUACGCCACCAUCUUCGGUAAUGUGACUACUAUUUUCCAGCAGAUGUACGCCAACACGAACCGAUAUCAUGAGAUGAUCAACAGUGUGCGGGACUUCCUAAAGCUCUACCAGGUGCCCAAAGGCCUGAGCGAGAGGGUUAUGGAUUACAUCGCCUCCACCUGGUCUAUGUCCCACGGUAUCGACACUGAGAAGGUGUUGCAGAUUUGCCCAAAAGACAUGCGUGCCGAUAUCUGUGUUCAUCUGAACAGGAAGGUUUUCAAAGAACAUCCUGCUUUCCGAUUGGCCAGUGACGGCUGUUUGCGAGCUCUGGCCAUGGAGUUCCAGACCAUCCACUGCGCUCCAGGCGAUCUUAUUUAUCACGCUGGCGAGAGUGUGGACAGCCUCUGUUUUGUGGUGUCAGGGUCACUGGAGGUCAUCCAAGACGACGAGGUGGUCGCCAUUCUGGGUAAAGGCGAUGUGUUUGGGGACGUUUUCUGGAAGGAGGUGACACUAGCUCAGGCGUGCGCUAACGUGAGAGCGCUAACAUACUGCGACCUGCACGUGAUCAAACGGGACGCGCUUCAGAAAGUUCUGGAGUUCUACACCGCCUUCUCCAACCACUUCUCACGAAACCUGUUGCUUACAUACAACCUGCGCAAACGGCUUGUGUUCAGAAAGAUCAGUGAUGUGAAACGUGAGGAAGAGGAGAGGCUUAGGAGGAAGAACGAGGCCCCACUGAACCUCCCUCCCGAUCAUCCCGUCCGCCGUCUGUUCCAGCGAUUCCGCCAACAAAAAGAAGCUCGACUCGCUGCUGGGCAGUCCAUUUCCCAUGACCCUGAUCUCGAGAAGGGUCACAUCCACAAUGAAGUCAUCAGUCAGGAUGUAGUCACCACCACAAGCAUCGUCACGGUAACGGAGAGUCCAGCCACGCCCAUCCCUUCACACCCCCACAAAAAACUCACCCUGGGUCCGUUCGACCAGGCAAAGCUCAGUGCCCCCGUCCCAAAUGUCCCCCGGUCGUCAGAGCCGCGCGCCCGGGGAUGGGCCAGAUUCAGGGAGAGCGUGGCUAAGCCGGAAGGAUGGGGAAACGUUCCUAAAGCGGAAUCUAUGGAAACGCUCCCUGAACGGAGCAGCUCCAGUAAGUCUUGUGAGACUAACGGCCUCAAGAAGACGGAUUCCUGUGACAGUGGCAUCACCAAAAGCGACCUCCGCCUGGAUGAGGGCGGAGCUCGCACCCCUGUAGACCGCAGCCCGGUCCAGCCAGAUGGAAAAGCUCCCCCGAUCCCCUUAAUCCCUAUUAUUCCCGAACAUACGCUCCACGCGUCGCUCCUGGAACUCCGUGGUGAACUAAAAGAGGAGCUGUCGGCGCUCAGUAACCGCAUGGUUGCCUUGGAGACACAGGUCGCCGAGGUGUUAAGGUUGCUACGGAGCAGAAAGUCUACGACCUCUCCCAUCUCGCUCUUCCAGGUAUCACGACCCACAUCACCAGACACAGACAAGGAGGACAUCUUUCCAUAAACACAAAGAGAAACACAACAUGAGCGAGGUAAGCGUUUCCUCUAUAUAACACGAGGAACGUGUUCAUAAGGGAGAUUUAAGAAAAAAGGGACUUACUUUCAACAUCUGUGCCAGCGUGAUAGACAUGAAAUGAGUGUGUGUGUGUGUGUGUGUGAAAGCCGGAAGGAUGAAAUAAUAUGAGACACUGUAAAGGAGAGGAAGAUGUCUUAUCCCAAGGCUGUGCAUCUGCGAUACCAAAGUGGUGCUGUGUUAGUUGUCGCGCAGGCACACUUUGUGUGGUGUUUGAGCCCUGAGAGGCUGACAGACAGAGAGUUCUUGCCUCAGGGCCCACUCUGACUGCAGGUUGUCAUGGUGAUGCACCGUCCCCAACUUCAAAUGCGGGCCCUUCAAGAUCCCACUCAUGUAGCAAGUCUUCCUCUCUCUUACUUUCACGCACACUCCUGCCUGUGCUCUGCUUAUGUCGGACUGAGCAGUCCAAUCUUUCUGUUAUUGAGAUCCAUUGUGCAACAUCCUGGUUAAUUUGCACCUUUAAUAGAAAUCGAAGAGCUGUGGGGCACGCUGGUACGGAUCUGAAAAGAACGGUGAAUCAGUCUGAAGAAACAGAUCUGAAUCCCCAGGCAGCUUCAGUCACUUCAGAUAAAUGUGUUUGUACAAUGACAAAUGAAUACCAACCCCAAGAGUUGUUCACUCGAAAUGCUCACGUAACUGCUGACAUUAAUAAGAUCUACUGAGGUUUGAAGUGUAAUAUCUAAGCACUGUUAAACCCCUCUAUCAUGACUAACACCAGGGCUAAAUUUUCGUCCUGUUAUGAUGCUUGACCUGUGUGAAACACUGUAGCUUGAAGCUUUGUUCUGAAAGUGCAAUGCACUUAAACAGCGAUGCCUUUACCUUCAAGCUAUUACAUCUAUAAUGGGCAUCUUCAAACACGCACCGCUUCAGAGUUUACAAGUCACUAUUUGGGCCAAGUUUUGUUCAUAGCAAUGAAAGAAUAUAUACAUGGGUGGUGUUCACAGAUGGUGUUGAUGAUCGGGUCUUCCAGAAAGCGCACAAACGUAUUGCCAUAGGCGCAUUAUUAUUUUUAGAGCUGUAGUAAAUUGUAGCUUUGCUUUCUGAAUUCGAAUCCCGGAUGUGCUCAAAACACAUCAAUAACUGUUCAAGAUUUCAAUUUGUUUAAUCACAGUAUAUUUUAACUUUUAUAUGAAACACACAGAAUCUCAGGAAUGCCCAAAACGUAUUGGUAGGAAGAAGUGAUGGUCCAAGAGCAAAUCUCACUCCUGUGUGAAAGAUUAUCACAGUCUCCACCGAAAUGAAAUCCAGCCCAUUCAAAAUGAAGAGACUAUUCCAAAUUUUCAUAAAUCAGCAUUUCUAGAUGUAUUGUGUCCAUUCCAGUGUCCGUAGAAUUUCAACAAAAUCAAACCUCAGGAGUGACAAAGUCAUCCAACAGUGAAAGACUAAAAUAACUUGUUUUUCUAUGCAGUAUUUGAGAUCUGAAAAACAGAUCAUUCCUCAGUUAUUUUGACCUGUUUUUCCAGUUUUCACUUUCUGCAAAUAAAUGCAAAUAGAAACAAUAUUUUUAUCUGAAGUUUGGGAGAAAUAUUGUUGGUAGUUCACAUAAUGAAACUAAACUGAUCCGUUUACCUAAACACAUACCAAUAAAUAGUCAAAUCAGAAAAACUGAAAACAAUUUUGAAAUGGUCUCUUCAUUAUUUCUGCGGCUGUAUAUCUUCAAUUAUGAAUGUGAGGUUAUUUUUUAUUUAACUAUACAUUAUAUACUGUAUCCAUUCUAAACUACUGAUGUGAAUGUUAAAUACGGGCCGUAGGAAAGAAAGAAACGGGCUGUGUUAGCUGUGUUGUGUGAUGUUAGAGAGGUCAUUAUCAGGUCCACAGGAGAUGUGCUGAGGUUUAUAUCACCUCACUGACACCCGCUUCACCACCACCUGAGAGCACAACACUAGCAGAAGGGUUUUACAAAAGAAACGACUCGCAUGAUUGUCAAAACUAUGAAAACAGCAACCAAGGUCAUAUCCCAAAAUCCAAUGUAAAAUUAUAAAGACACAGACAGACAAAAGGAUUUUCAAAGAACCAAGAGUCACAUUAUUCGCACAAAAAGAUUUAUUCAGUUCAUUUGGUCACAGUGUACGAUUUUGUAUAUCAGAAAAACAUCCUUAGUUUCGCUCUCAAGGGAUGAUGAUCUCCUUUCUGUCAGCAAAACAAUGUUAAAAGGGUCAAAUUUCCAUUAGUGUUGUUUUUGAAUCGGAGCAUGUGACGUCCUAAUUACAAUUAAUAUCACGGGUCAUUAGCUCACACUUUUACUUCAUAUACUGAGCAAAUAUUUGAAAAUGUUUUUACCCAGCAGCAGCAUUCCAAAGCAUCCCAGAGUUGAUUUUAAAUAAGACAUAUGAAUGUUACGAUAAUUCCAUGCACACUCAUGUAAACUGGAAUGUAAGCGUCAGCCCCAGCUGAUUCUCAAGCAAUAAUCAUUGCUGCUGAAUUUCUCUCUGAUUGUUCCCAUUAUGCUUCUCCAACCCCGAUAUAACGUUUAAGCUGAACAACACGGUGUAAUCGAAGCAUUACAAGAAACAAUCGCAGCCCUUAUGUCACCGCAUGCCUCUGUAACAAUACCAGUUAUGCACUUUUGCCCAUAGAGUAGGACAGCGAAAGAGUAUUGUACAGUAUUUAUGUAGUUCCUUAAUAUACAAACAGCCCCUAAAUACUAGCAUGUUUUACUCCAGGGCUCUUUUGAACUCUCUGCAGGUAUCUAUGACCAUCCCAUCGAGACCGACAUUGAUUUGAUCAAAUACGACAACAGCAUGGCUUGAUUUGCACUUAAAAUAAGGUUAAGACGUGCAUGGUAAACAAAAGGAAAAGUGAAUAAAUUACCAUUUUAAAGGAAGUACUCCUCUACUGCACGAGUAUAUAAUCUCUUGCCUCUGACCCCAUGAUGCUAAUGGAUUCGCUCUUUGUAGCAGACCUGUCUGAUUCUUGGUGGGCGAGUCCGAAUUUGCAUUUAGGAUGGGAAAAUUAACUCUCACCGAUAUUAGACGUAUUCGAUUUUAUGCUCGGGGUGCCUGAAUGUUUCUACAGAUAUGAGAGCCAAAGUUUGUCUCAUGACAGGACAUUUCGUAAAGGUUAUUCCAAAAAUGAAAAUUCUGUCAUAGUUUAUUCACCCUCAUGUUGCACCAAAUCUGAUAAAAUUUCUCUAAGCACAAACCUAGAAAUGUACGCACACAACAACCGUUAAAGUGACAGUUCACCCAAAAAUGAAAAUUCUGUAAUCAUUUACUCACCCUCUUGUCAUGUCAAACCUGUAGGACUUUCUUUCUUCUGCAGAACACAAAAGAAGAUUUUUUGAAGAAUGUUGGUAACCAAAGCCAAUGCAAGUCAAUGUUGUUGUUCGUUUACCACCAUUCUUCAAAAGAUCUUCUUUUGUGUUCUGCAGAAGAAAGAGAGUCAUAUAAGAUUGAAAAUUUCAAUUUUGAGUGAAUAAACCCGAUAAAAGUUUAUCUGUUUUCAUUUCUGUCUGUUCCUCACACAUCGCCAUUAUACGAUAUCAAAAUGUUAAAUAUAGGAUAAGCUUGUCAAGAUCAAUAUAUAAUAUUCUUUACACUGUAUUAGGAGAUACUGCUUUGGAGCAACGUAAGGAUGAGUAAAUUGACAUUUUAUGAAUUGUAUUUUUUGAGGUGAAUUAUUUCUUAAACAACAUGAUUACAACCUAGUACAAUUAAGGGACUUUUCUAUAGUGAGUUUUAUUUCAAAGAAGCCUAAACACACUAUCACACAUGUCAUAUCAGUGUGUAUUUAUAUGUAUGAAUAGCGAGCUAACUUGUACAGUACAGUAUUUUGGGGAAGAACGACUGAGUUUAUUUUUGCAAUUUUUAACACUGCUACUGAAGUUGAAGUGAGCUGUGCUGUUAUAUAUCACACUGCAGGGUCUGUGCGAACAAACGGGCUUCUCUCUGCAUGUCUGUUUGAUCGCUGAGGUCCUCAAUGGUUCGCUCUUUAAGAACAACCCUAAUUGAAAACUUCGCAGUAUUUUGAAGACAGCAUGGUCCUUAUAUACUGAAACAGCAUUUCUUCACAUGGACUACUGUAAAGCACAAAGACGAGAUUUGUAAAGUUGCUGUAAAAUAUUAUUUAUGAUAAUAAAAUAUUUUAUAUACA